Messenger RNA from Bombina bombina (fire-bellied toad), 1215 nucleotides. It is a transcript of the gene KCNJ5, whose product is annotated as potassium inwardly rectifying channel subfamily J member 5. Bases 1 to 1215 code for a protein of 404 amino acids. Gene Ontology annotation, cellular component: plasma membrane. Lineage: Eukaryota; Metazoa; Chordata; Amphibia; Anura; Bombinatoridae. The record is from RefSeq and is a predicted model, not a curated record. Gene Ontology annotation, molecular function: G-protein activated inward rectifier potassium channel activity. Gene Ontology annotation, biological process: potassium ion import across plasma membrane; regulation of monoatomic ion transmembrane transport. The transcript is spliced from 2 exons.
AUGGCAAGAGAUCUGAGGGUCAGCAUGAAUCAUGACCUGGAGGUUGAUAUCGCCCCCAGAGAACCAAAAAAGUUCCCCAAACAAGCACGAGAAUAUCCUUCAGUCAAGAUUAAUCGAUCCCAUCUCCAGUCUGAGCAGAGGAAGACACGGCAAAGAUAUAUGGAAAAGGAUGGUAAAUGUAACGUACACCAUGGGAAUGUCAAGGAAACUUAUCGUUACUUUACAGACUUGUUUACUACACUGGUGGAUUUUAAGUGGCACAUCAGCUUGUUCAUCUUUACUCUUGUAUACACACUCACAUGGCUUUUCUUUGGUCUCAUCUGGUGGUUCAUUGCUUAUAUCCGGGGAGACCUUGAACACCUGGAGGACAAAAACUGGGUUCCUUGUGUGGAGAAUUUGAAUGGAUUUGUCUCUGCAUUUCUAUUUUCCAUUGAAACCGAGACCACCAUUGGUUAUGGUUACAGAGUCAUCACAGAGAAAUGUCCGGAAGGCAUUGUUCUCCUCCUUAUCCAGGCUAUUUUAGGUUCUAUUGUUAAUGCUUUGAUGGUAGGUUGCAUGUUUGUUAAGAUAAGCCAACCUAAAAAGCGAGCAGAAACUCUGAUGUUCUCAAAUAAUGCAGUGAUUUCUUUGAGAGAUGAGAAGCUCUGUCUGAUGUUUCGUGUGGGAGAUCUCCGUAGUUCUCAUAUUGUAGAGGCUUCUAUCCGGGCUAAACUCAUUAAAUCCAAGCAAACCAAGGAAGGAGAAUUCAUUCCUCUCAAUCAGACGGACAUUAAUGUUGGCUUUGAUACAGGAGAUGAUCGUCUCUUCCUGGUAUCCCCUCUUAUCAUUUCCCAUGAAAUCAAUGAGAAAAGUCCUUUCUGGGAGAUGUCACAGGCACAACUAGAAGCAGAGGACUUUGAAAUUGUGGUCAUUCUAGAAGGCAUGGUUGAAGCAACAGGAAUGACUUGCCAAGCCCGCAGCUCCUAUGUGAACAGAGAAGUUCUGUGGGGUCACAGAUUUACCCCAGUCCUUAUGCUGGAAAAAGGAUUUUAUGACGUGGAUUACACCAGCUUCCAUGAUACCUAUGAGACUCCCUCACCCAGCUAUAGUGCUAAAGAUCUGGAGGAGUUCCAUCAAGGAGACAGGACCAGCCAACAACUCUACUCUCCCAGGGUGCAUGAUGGAACUCAGAACGGGGUACCCAGGUCAGAGGAUAUUGGAAAACAGCCAGAGUGA